AUGGCUAACUCUUUCUCUCUGGGUAUUGUUAAUGCCUUGUGUCCACCCUCUCAAAUUUGGAGUGUGAUAGUGAGGGUAGUCAGGCUUUGGACUGUGUACACAUGUAAUGGAAAUGGAGUACUAAAAUCAGUGGAGAUAAUUCUUAUGGAUCAAUAUGGAGGCAAGAUUCAAUGCUCUCUAAGGAGAGAAAUGUAUGUUAAAUGGGGACAAACAUUCAUGGAAGGGAAUGUAUAUAAGAUAACUUUUGGUCGGUUGGUGCCUAAUUUGGGACCUUUUCGUGCAACUGAACAUCCCUUCAAGAUUCUUCUUAAUCAUGAUUCUAUUGUUGUCCCAUGUGAGAACACUUUGAUUCCGAUGUGGGGUCUUUCUCUAAAGAAUUCAGAACAAGUAAAUAUGGCUUGUGGACGGUCAGAUUGUUUAGUUGAUUUUAUUGGGUUGCUCACAUGUAUUGUUGAAGAAAGGACUUGUGUUAAAAAAGGGAAGAUGUCUAAGAUGAUGAUCAUAGAGCUUGCUGAUGACAAGGGGAGAGUUCAAUGUGUUUUGUUUGAAGAGCAUGCCAAAUUUGUCACGGACUAUCUGUCUAUUCAUUCUACUGAAGAAGCAAUCUUGGGUUUUUCCAGGAAAAGUGUGCUUCAAGGUGUAGUGGGUGCAACGAGGCUAAGUUUUAACGCUCAAAUCCCGGAGGUUUUAUCAUUCUGGAAUGAGAUUAUGGUGACUGAUACUCAGUUUGCUGAUGAAGCUGGGUUUAAUAUGAUUGAAAAUUCUGUUGUUUCAGUGUAUGAUGAUUUUAUUAAGAAUCAUCCAAGAAAAACUGUGAAAUCAUUGAAUGAAACGAUUGAGGAUGGAGAUUUUGUUGUUCGAGCGAAGAUAGUUACACUUUUGGAAGAUGAUAGCUGGUGGUACCUAGCUUGCAAGUGCUCUCGUGCAGUUAUGAAUGAGAAUGGGCAUUAUUACUGUUCUGGCUGCUUUAGACUUGUUAAUUAUGUUGCUCUUAGGUUUAGGAUUAAGCUACAAGUCUCUGAUGGGGAUCCGAACUGCACUCGUGCUACCACUGUUAUGCAGGAAGGGUUGGUUGGAAGGGAUUUGCUAUUUAAGGUUGAGAAGAAUUUGGUUAAUGUGUACAACUUUGAGGAUCCAUAUACUGUGAAACGUGUUUGUGAUGAUUUUGAUCUUAUGGAAGUGUUUAUGGCAAAUUCAUCUGUUGAGACUCCCAUUAUGGCAAAGUUCCCCAGUUCAUUUUCUGAGUUGAACCUUGAUGAUUAUGAGAUAGAUAUGAAGUUAUUGGGAAGCCCUCCUGAUUUAGUGGUCCCUGUGAUUGUGAAGCCAGCUAUUGAAAGGAGCACUACAGAAUAUGGUGGUUGCUCAAAAUCAUUCAAGAGAAAGCUAGAGGAUGAAUUUGUUGUGGAGGAAGAAUUUCAGAAUGUGAAGUUUUAA
Molecule: messenger RNA, 1434 nt
Organism: Lotus japonicus
Lineage: Eukaryota; Viridiplantae; Streptophyta; Magnoliopsida; Fabales; Fabaceae
Product: replication protein A 70 kDa DNA-binding subunit C-like
Exons: 10
Coding region: 1-1434 (477 amino acids)
Source: RefSeq, a predicted model, not a curated record